UAUAUAUAUAGGAGGAAUCGCAUCAUCUAACCGCCUUGCUUUCAUCUCUUGAUUUUCUCUCUCUCUCUCUGCUACAUGGUGUUUGCUGCAAACAAAUGGAGCUCGAUCUCGCUCUUAGCCUCCCCAAUUCGAUCCUCCCCAAUCCGAUGCUCCGAGGUGAAGGAAUGGGAAGGACCACCUAUCCAUUAUCUUGCAAAGAUGAAGAAAAAGGAGUAAUUGGUGGUCGUAAUUUAAAUGAUAAAGAUAAUAAGAAGAAGAGGGAUUUCUAUGAGGCAUUUGAUGAUGACCCAACAUUGCCCCUCUUUAUGUGGAACGACGACAACCGCCGCAAGGCUGAAGAGGAGGAGGAGGAGAGGAAGAAGGAGGUGAUGGUUGGUUGGCCGCCCGUUAAGUCUUGCAGGAAAGUGGGGCGAGGUUCUUCUUUUUAUGUGAAGGUGAACAUGGAGGGAGUGGGCAUAGGCCGUAAAAUCGACCUCAAUCUUCACCACUCUUACUCCUCUCUUGCCCAUGCGCUUGAGGACAUGUUUGGCAAGCAUGAGAAAAACAAAGAGGAUGGAACGGUUUGUUGCCCUCAGUGCAUCCUCACUUACGAAGAUAGAGAGGGAGACUGGAUGCUUGUCGGUGAUGUUCCAUGGGAGACUUUUAUCAAAUCGGUAAAGCGUCUCAAGAUACUCAGAGGUGUAUGACAAAUGGCAGUAGGAGUUAUAUAUAUAUAUAUAUAUAUAUAUAUAUAUAUAU
Messenger RNA from Amborella trichopoda, 738 nucleotides. RefSeq names its product auxin-responsive protein IAA5. Gene Ontology annotation, biological process: regulation of DNA-templated transcription. NCBI's taxonomy places the organism in Eukaryota, Viridiplantae, Streptophyta, Magnoliopsida, Amborellales, Amborellaceae. The record is from RefSeq and is a predicted model, not a curated record. Gene Ontology annotation, cellular component: nucleus.